This is a messenger RNA of Protobothrops mucrosquamatus (brown spotted pit viper), 4131 nucleotides long. RefSeq names its product solute carrier family 4 member 3 (gene SLC4A3). The transcript is spliced from 23 exons. Gene Ontology annotation, molecular function: monoatomic anion transmembrane transporter activity; solute:inorganic anion antiporter activity. Gene Ontology annotation, biological process: monoatomic anion transport; regulation of intracellular pH; bicarbonate transport. The record is from RefSeq and is a predicted model, not a curated record. Lineage: Eukaryota; Metazoa; Chordata; Lepidosauria; Squamata; Viperidae. Gene Ontology annotation, cellular component: plasma membrane. The coding region runs from base 358 to 4131 and encodes 1257 amino acids.
GAGCAGCCAAUGUGCAGCUCGUCUCUAAGCAGAGCCAGUAGCAGUGGAUGGCUGCCUGCAGUAGAAACGGAAAGCUGCUGCACUGAAGAGGAGGAGGUGUCUUAGCACAGCCUGCCACCCUACCUGAGCAGGGAAAUGGACACAUGUUGAGCGAUCUUCAGCAGGAGGAAGGAGGGCAAGAAAAAGGCAGUUGCAGCAGUGUGCAUUUUGUGGAUCCCUGGCUGGAGGCAAGCCGCUCUCCUUCUCAGCAGCUGCAAGGUUAUGCCACGCCUCAGACUUAUUGGAUGCCUGUUAAUGAAAGAGAAGGGUUGAUACUUGCCCAAACAUUGCAUGACGGCCCAUAGAUUGUAAACCAAGAUGGCAGCUGGGGAUACCACUUCUUUGGGAGGCAUCUUCACUAAUGUACAGCAGGAUGGUGGGGAUGAUGAGGCAGCCUUUCCUGGCACGGAGGAUGAGGAGGAGUUGGACAAGACCUUGGGUGUUGAACGGUUUGGAGACCUGAUCAGCAAGUCUGCAUUACGAGACCAGGAAAAGCAAGGCCGCAACUACUCUGAGACCGACUUUGAAUUCCAUCGCCAAACAUCCCACCACAUCCAUCACCCCCUGUCAACCCACCUGCCUCCACCCCCGAAGACCCAGAAGAGACGUCUUCAUUCGAAUAGGAAAAAGAAAAAGAAGAAAAAGGCAAGGAAAAUGUCUAUGCCUCCCUCCAACGUCACUCCAACCAUCCAGGAGGAAGAAGAAGAGGAGGAGGAGGAGGAAGAAGAAGAAGAAGCAGAAUCUGAAGGGGAAGAGGUUCUGGGGAAGGAAAUCUCAGCCGAGUCUGAUCUUGAAUCCUCUCCCAAAGAGAGGUCUUUGGGCACUUUAACAGCAGGACUGACUGAAAAAAGUGUUGAGUUUACCAUUGGACCGGAGGAGCCUGAAGAAGAAGAGGAGGAAGCUCAUGGCACCCAACGCACUUUGUCAUUUCAUGGGGCUGAGAAACACAGUCAUCUCUCCCCAAUCCCAUGUUUCUCUAGCCUGCUGCCAGAAAAAGGCCCUACUUUUUCUAAUAGCUUUCCUGAAUACAGAGAUAAUGUAUGUCGGGGAUGGGAUAAGCGCAGACCAUGGAGUCAGGUGCCAAGUGGGCAGCGGUCAAACUAUGAUCUGAAGGAGAGAGUGUGCAUUGGCAGCAUGACUGCAAUAGAGAAUGCCACAUAUCAGCGAAUCCCCACUGAUGAAGCUGAAGCUCAGAUGUUGGCUUCUGCUGACCUUGAUGACAUGAAAAGCCAUCGUUUUGAAGAUAAUCCAGGAGUUAGGAGACAUCUGGUUAAGAAGCCAUCCCGGAGCCAAAUCAACAGGUCCAGCAAAACAUCUUUGUCCUCGCAAUCUUUCAAGAAAAAGAAGAAAAAAAAGAAACUUGACCGAAAACCCCAUGAGGUUUUUGUGGAGCUGAAUGAAUUAGUAGUGGACAAAAACCAGGACAUGCACUGGAAGGAGACGGCACGUUGGAUCAAAUUUGAGGAGGAUGUGGAAGAGGAUACGGCACGCUGGGGGAAACCUCACGUUGCCUCACUCUCUUUUCGCAGCCUUUUAGAGCUCAGGAAGACUAUUGCCCAUGGAGCUGUUUUGUUGGACCUGGAGCAAACAACAUUGCCAGGCAUUGCUCAUCUGGUGGUUGAAACUAUGAUAAUCUCAGAUCAAAUCAAGGCUGAAGACAGAGCCAAUGUCCUGAGGGCCCUACUGCUCAAGCAUAGCCACCCCAAUGAUGAGAAGGAGGCGUUCUUCCCCCGGAACCAUUCCAAUUCCAGCCUGAAUUCUGUAGUGGGAAAUCAUCAUCUCAAUCACAACCACACAACUGACACUUGCAUGCCAUUGAUGGGGGAAGAGAGGAUUGAGAUGACAGAACCACGAAUCCAUGACCCUGAGUACAGAGAGAAAAACAUGCACCUUCACAACACCGAGGGACAUCGUGGCAAAUACAUCAAAUUGAUGGAGAAGAUUCCUGAUGAUGCUGAGGCCACCGUAGUGCUUGUUGGUUGUGUUGAAUUUCUUGAACAACCAUCAAUGGCUUUUGUCCGUUUAAAUGAAGCUGUGUUCCUGGAAUCAGUUCUGGAAGUUCCGAUUCCUGUUCGCUUCAUCUUUGUUUUGCUAGGGCCAAGUCAGUCUAAUGUGGAUUACCAUGAGAUUGGACGUUCAAUCUCUACUCUCAUGUCAGACAAGCAUUUCCAUGAAGCCGCUUACCUGGCAGAUGACCGCCAAGAUCUGCUUAAUGCCAUCAAUGAGUUCCUAGACUGCAGCAUUGUCAUUCCUCCAUCAGAAGUAGAAGGGAAAGAUUUGCUCAGAUCAAUUGCCACCUUCCAGAAAGUGCUGCUGAAGAAGAGAAGAGAGCGGGACCAGAAGAAGUCCCUCAAAGAAACAAACUUUCAGGAAUCUAAAGAGCUAUGUGAGGUGAAAGCUGAAGAAGAAGAAGAGGGCGAGGAGGAGGAGGAUGACCCUCUGAAGCGCACCGGCAUUUUCUUUGGUGGUUUGGUGCGGGACAUAAAGCGCAGGUACCCCAAGUAUCUGAGUGACCUCAGAGAUGCCCUGCACAGCCAGUGCCUCGCAGCCGUGCUAUUCAUCUACUUCGCUGCUCUCUCUCCUGCCAUCACCUUUGGGGGACUGCUAGGUGAGAAAACAGAUGGUCUUAUGGGUGUUUCAGAACUGAUUAUCUCCACAUCAGUAUUGGGCAUGAUCUUUUCACUUCUGAGUGCACAGCCACUCCUUAUCAUUGGUUUCUCAGGGCCCCUGCUGGUCUUUGAAGAAGCUUUUUACAAGUUUUGUCAGAGCCAGAACAUCGAGUAUUUGACAGGUCGGGUGUGGAUUGGCUUCUGGCUCAUUGUCUUCAUUGUCAUUAUCGUAGCUGCUGAAGGCAGCUUCUUAGUGCGCUACAUUACACCCUUCACCCAGGAGAUUUUUGCCUUCCUCAUCUCCCUCAUCUUCAUUUAUGAAACAUUCUACAAGCUGUACAAGAUAUUUGCAGAACAUCCUUUGCUGCGAUUCUAUCCACCAAAUCUUCAAAGAAAUUUGAAUUCUAGCAUAUUACCUGCCGAUUCUACAGUCCUUGAUAUCCGAAUGCAACCCAACACAGCCCUUCUAUCCCUCAUCCUCAUGUUGGGGACCUUUUUCAUUGCCUUUUUUAUGCGCAAAUUUAAGAACAGCCGUUUUUUAGGAGGAAAGGCCCGGCGAAUCAUUGGAGAUUUUGGAAUCCCUAUUUCCAUACUUGUCAUGGUUCUGGUAGACUAUACUAUUACUGAUACGUAUACACAGAAGUUGAAUGUGCCCUCAGUGCUGUCGGUUACUGCCCCAGAUAAACGGGGCUGGUUCAUCCAUCCCUUAGGAACUCAGCAGACCUUUCCCCUCUGGAUGAUGUUUGCUUCUGCCAUUCCUGCACUACUGGUCUUCAUCCUUAUCUUUAUGGAAACCCAGAUCACCACUCUGAUUGUCAGCCAGAAGGAACGGAAGCUGUUGAAGGGAUCAGGCUUCCAUCUUGAUUUGCUGCUUAUUGGGACAAUGGGAGGACUUUGUGCCCUUUUGGGAUUGCCUUGGCUCACAGCUGCUACUGUCCGUUCCAUUACUCAUGUCAAUGCCCUUACUGUAAUGAGCAAGGCCAUAGCUCCUGGUGAGAAGCCAAAGAUCAAGGAAGUGAAAGAACAACGUGUGACAGGAGUGCUCAUCGCUGGCCUUGUUGGUCUCUCCAUUGCCAUGGGAAGUAUACUUCGUCAGAUUCCAUUGGCUGUGCUGUUCGGGGUUUUUCUGUAUAUGGGUGUGACAUCUUUGACUGGCAUUCAGUUAUAUGAACGGCUCCUCCUUAUCUUCAUGCCAUCCAAGCAUCACCCUGAUCACGUUUAUGUUAUCAAGGUGAAGACUUGGCGAAUGAAUCUCUUCACGUGCAUCCAACUAGCCUGCAUUGUAUUGCUUUGGGUGGUAAAGUCCACUGUGGCAUCAUUGGCUUUCCCAUUUGUCCUGAUCAUGACAGUUCCUCUACGGCGAUACCUGUUGCCACGUUUCUUCCAUGAAAGAGAACUGAAAGCGCUAGACUUAGAGGAUGCAGAGCCAAACUUCGAUGAAGAUGGGCGAGAUGAAUACAAUGAACUUCACAUGCCAGUAUGA